ACACGGAACUGCUUUCCGCUUGCUAUGAUGUAGGACCCUUUGGAUAUUUGGAGGCUUUUACUUUAGGUUCGGAAGACAACCAAACGUUUUUUUUUGUUUUUUCCCCCACCCCUCUCCUGUUUUGCUUCUUUGGAAGCGCCUUUGAGGACUAGAAUAAUUUGUCUGCCAGCUGCUUGGUGGCCACCAGCACCAGGAUGAGCAACAGCCACCCCCUGCAGCCGCUGGCCUCGGUUUCAGAGAUCGACCACGUCCACCUGCUCUCAGAGCAGCUGGGUGCACUGGCGCUAGGCGAGGAAUACAGCGAUGUCACUUUCAUAGUGGAGGCCAAGCGGUUCCCUGCACACCGGGUCAUCCUGGCCGCCCGCUGCCACUAUUUCAGGGCGCUGUUGUACGGUGGCAUGAAGGAAUCUCAGCCCCAGGCAGAGGUGAGUCUGGAGGAGACGCGAGCGGAGGCCUUCUCCAUGCUGCUGCACUACUUGUACACGGGCCGCGCCAGCCUCAGCUCGGCCCGCGAGGAGGUGCUUCUCGACUUCCUGGGCCUGGCCCAUCGCUACGGCCUGCAGCCACUGGAGGACUCCACCUCCGACUUCCUACGCACCGUUCUGCACACCAACAACGUGUGCCUGGUCUUUGACGUGGCCAGCCUGUACUCCCUGAAUGCACUCGGCGCCGCCUGCUGCUCCUACAUGGACAAGCACGCGCCCGAUGUCUUGAACUCUGACGGCUUCCUCACGCUUUCCAAGACGGCGCUGCUGACAGUGGUGCGGCGUGACUCGUUUGCUGCCACUGAGCGCGAGAUCUUCCAGGCCCUUUGCCGCUGGUGCCGGCAACGCUGUGAGAGCGACGACACACAGGAGGUGAUGGCGGCUGUGCGCCUGCCGCUCAUGACGCUGACGGAGAUGUUGAACGUGGUGCGGCCAUCAGGCCUCCUCAGCCCCGACCACCUGCUGGAUGCCAUCAAACUGCGCUCGGAGAGCCGCAACAUGGACCUCAACUUCCGCGGCAUGCUCAUACCGGAGGAGAACAUCGCCACCAUGAAGCACGGCGCUCAGGUGACGAAAGGCGAGCUGAAGUCAGCGCUGCUGGACGGGGACACUCAGAACUACGACUUGGACCACGGCUUCUCCAGGCACCCAAUCGAGGAGGACGGCCGGGCCGGCAUCCAGGUCAAACUGGGCCAACCGUCCAUCAUAAACCACGUGCGUCUGCUGCUGUGGGACAAAGACAGCCGCUCAUAUUCUUACUACAUCGAGGUUUCCAUGGAUGAGCUGGACUGGGUUCGUGUCGUUGACCAUUCCAAGUAUCUGUGUCGGUCCUGGCAGAAUCUCUUCUUUGCGCCAAGAGUGUGCAGGUAUGUUCGCAUCGUGGGAACGCACAACACGGUCAACAAGGUCUUCCAUCUCGUGGCCUUUGAGUGCAUGUUCACUAACCGCACCUUCACCCUGGAGCAAGGACUGCUGGUGCCCACUGAGAACGUGGCCACGGUGGUGUCGUGUGCCAGUGUGAUCGAGGGUGUGAGUCGGAGCCGAAACGCCUUGCUCAACGGUGACACGCACAACUACGACUGGGACUCAGGCUACACCUGCCACCAACUGGGCUCGGGUGCCAUCGUCAUCCAGUUGGCUCAGCCCUACUGCAUUGGUUCCUUAAGGUUGCUGCUUUGGGACUGCGACGAGCGCUCCUACAGUUACUACAUCGAGGUGUCCACCAAUCAGCAGCAGUGGACCAAAGUGGUGGACCGCACCCGAGUGACGUGUCGGUCCUGGCAGACACUCAAGUUUGACAAGCAGCUGGCCUCCUUCAUCCGCAUCGUGGGCACUCACAACACUGCUAACGAGGUCUUCCACUGCGUCCACUUCGAGUGUCCUGCCCAGUUGGACACGGAUGUGAAAGAAAGCAGCCCGAGCCAGGACGCCUCAGAUUCGGCCCCAUCCUCCUCCUCGCAGCCACCUCGACCUCAGCGGCCGUCGCGCACGCACAGCCUGCUGCCCUCUAACUCGUCUUCAUCUUCCUCACAGGCCAAUCACCGUUAACGACAACACUGCCACCACGGCGCUCCCUACUGGAGAGUGUUCGGAGGACUGCCAUUUUUGCACAGCCGUCGUCUCACCAUCAUAACUCGUGCUGCUUUUUGUCACGUCCACGCGCCUUUUCAAGGCUCCGGUCUUCCCGACUCGUUUGAUACGUUUUUUGUGUGACUUUGCUACUUUGUAGACUCCAGCUCGCUUCAGAGUUCCUAUCAAAUGUGAUCUAUUUUGAAGAAAGCGGGUGGCUAUUUUUGCAACGCCUUUGUAUGCAAACAGCACUUAAUCCCAUGAUGAUGUCUUUGCAUAUUCAACCAGCCUCCUCCCAUUAGUGUUUGUUGACUAAAUGUGUGGUCCUCUCCCCCCAUACCUCAAUAGAAACCUGACUGAGAUUGACACGUCUUCAUCGACAAAUAUUACACACUUGCUGACGAGAAAAGCAAUAAGUUGAAGGAAAUUGGGUCUGAGGGGUUCAGACCAAAUCAUUCACGCACUCGGGCUGCAAACAAGCAAAAAUAACAAACUUUACAUGUCACGAGCAGCUGCUAUUGGCACUUUAUAAGACUCAAGUUGUGGAAAUAAAGCUUGCGUCUUGGGGUCUUUUGACUGACGAAGUACUGGAGCUCCUGGUAUGUUAAAUGAAGUUUUGUGUGUCCAUGUGUGUGUGUGUGUGCUUGAAAUGAAGAUAUCAGUGCUUGCGGUUGACGUUUCUUGCACUUUGGAGUAUGUUGAUUUUUUUUUUUUUUAAAAGCACAUGUAAAUGAUUGUGUCUAUCUAUUGUUAUGAACAUACCCCUCUGAUGCAAGUCCUUAGACCCCCUUACCUAUUUAUUAGGAACCCCAAGAUUUUGAUCUAUUGCGUCAUCCUUAUGAUUUUCACAAUCAAAUCUGUUGAGAGGUUUUGUCUGUCCCAUUUACUGUUCUUGAAUUGUUUUUUUCUCAUAGUGAACCUCCCAACAGAAUAUCCAGCCUGGGGAAGGGAAUCCUUUAUGAAACUAUUCCCUUUAUGAAACUAUCAGUCUGAUGGAAAUGUGGUUUGUUUGUUUGCUUUCAACUUCCUGUAAACGUGUUCACGAACGUCAGUUCAUGUUCUGCUCAGCUUCUGUCCGAAGCAGAACGGUUUUUGUUUUGUUUUGUUGAUAUCCUCCUGAGUGUCAAAUAACAUUUAUUCCCACUAAUGUUA
Molecule: messenger RNA, 3206 nt
Organism: Phyllopteryx taeniolatus (common seadragon)
Lineage: Eukaryota; Metazoa; Chordata; Actinopteri; Syngnathiformes; Syngnathidae
Gene: btbd9
Product: BTB (POZ) domain containing 9
Exons: 11
Coding region: 195-2033 (612 amino acids)
Biological process (GO): adult locomotory behavior; circadian behavior; modulation of chemical synaptic transmission
Molecular function (GO): protein binding
Source: RefSeq, a predicted model, not a curated record